This is a messenger RNA of Vidua chalybeata, 1102 nucleotides long. It is a transcript of the gene DNAJC14, whose product is annotated as DnaJ heat shock protein family (Hsp40) member C14. The annotation marks the transcript as partial. Lineage: Eukaryota; Metazoa; Chordata; Aves; Passeriformes; Viduidae. The transcript has a single exon. The record is from RefSeq and is a predicted model, not a curated record. Gene Ontology annotation, molecular function: dopamine receptor binding.
GCCGUGACCUAACCCCGGUGCGAUGGAGCGGCCCCGGUACCGGGAGGCGGCCGGGGGCGGCCCCGGGGGGAGCGAGCCCGGGGGGGGCUCCAGCGCCGCCUGGAACGGGACCUGCGGCCACCCCCCCGCUGCCACCGGCACCACCGGCACCACCGGCACCACCGGCACCGGCACGGCGGGCGGCGACGACGACGAGAGCGGCGAGCGCGACCCUCCUGUCCCCGGUCCCGGGAGUGUCCCCAGCCCUGAGGGUGUCCCCAAUACCGGGAGUGUCCCCAGCUCCGGGAGUGUCCCCAAUACCGGGCGUGUCCCCGGUCCCGGGAGUGUCCCUGGUCCUCAGGGUGUCCCCAACACUGGGACUGUUCCCGGUCCUGCCAGUGUCCCCAGCCCCGGGGGUGUCCCCAGCCCCGGGAGUGUCCCCAACGCCGGGAGUGUCCCCGGUGCUGGCAGUGUCCCCACUCCCAGGAGUGUCCCCAGCCCUGAGGAUGUCCCCAACCCUGGGGGUGUCCCCAACCCCGGCAGUGUCCCCCUCCCCAGCAGUGUCCCCCCGCCCGGGGGUCGCUGCGGCUGCCGGGGCCCCCCGGCCGCUCCCCCGAGCCCCUCCCGGGACCUCCCGUGCGGCCUCGGCUGCCGCCACCGGGGACCCCCGGAGGACAGCGGCGACCCCCGCAGGGCGCGGCGGCGACCGCGACAACGCCACGAGGAGGAGCGCGACGACACCGGGACGGGACACCGGGGGUCCCUGCGGGUGGCCCGGGCGGGGGUCGCGCUGUGCCUGCGCCUGCUCGGGGCUCUCCUGGCGCUGCUCUUCCUCCUCCUCCUCCUCCUCCUCGGGGCGCUCCGCUCCUUCCUCCGCAGCGCCUCCGCGGGGCUCCGCCGCUCCCGGGAGCUGCUGGGCGAGUGGCUACGGCGGCGGGCGAGCCACGGCGGUGUCGCCGGAGGUGGCGGCCAGGAGGAGGUGACACGUUUGGUGGCCAUGGCCGAGGUGGCCGAGGAGGAGCUGGACCCGUUCCGGGUGCUCGGCGUGGAGCCCACGGCCAGCGACGCCGAGCUGCGGCGGGCGUACCGGAGGCUGGCGGUGCUGGUGGGGGUCGGGGACAUC